Arvicanthis niloticus (Nile rat) is the source of this 3712-nucleotide messenger RNA. RefSeq names its product nicotinamide nucleotide adenylyltransferase 2 (gene Nmnat2). Gene Ontology annotation, cellular component: Golgi apparatus. NCBI's taxonomy places the organism in Eukaryota, Metazoa, Chordata, Mammalia, Rodentia, Muridae. The record is from RefSeq and is a predicted model, not a curated record. Gene Ontology annotation, molecular function: nicotinamide-nucleotide adenylyltransferase activity; nicotinate-nucleotide adenylyltransferase activity. Gene Ontology annotation, biological process: NAD+ biosynthetic process.
AGAGCAAUACAAAAGCAGCCUCGGAUCUAGCCGGAGUGGCAAGCGUUAAAGGGAGGCGGGGAGUGACGCGGUUUGCGUCUAGAGCGGCUCCUUGGAGUCCACAGCAUCCACCGCCGGAGCCUCGCCUUCCUUUCUCCGUCUGCAGACAUAUCGAGACACAAAAAGAGGCAACCCCUGGAUCAGUGCGAGGGACCUAUUCCCAUCAUGACCGAGACCACAAAGACCCACGUUAUCCUGCUGGCCUGCGGCAGCUUCAAUCCCAUCACUAAAGGGCACAUUCAGAUGUUCGAAAGAGCCAGAGAUUAUCUGCACAAGACUGGAAGAUUUAUUGUGAUUGGUGGUAUUGUCUCUCCGGUCCACGACUCCUAUGGAAAACAGGGCCUUGUGUCGAGUCGGCACCGUCUCAUCAUGUGUCAGCUGGCUGUCCAGAAUUCCGACUGGAUCAGGGUGGACCCAUGGGAGUGCUACCAAGACACCUGGCAGACAACCUGCAGUGUGUUGGAGCACCAUCGAGACCUCAUGAAGAGGGUGACCGGCUGCAUCCUCUCCAAUGUCAACACGCCUUCCAUGACACCUGUGAUUGGACAGCCACAACAUGAGAACACCCAGCCCAUCUACCAGAACAGCAAUGUCCCCACCAAGCCCACUGCAGCCAAGAUCUUGGGAAAGGUGGGAGAGAGCCUCAGCCGGAUCUGCUGUGUCCGCCCACCCGUGGAGCGCUUCACUUUUGUAGAUGAGAACGCCAACCUGGGCACAGUGAUGCGGUAUGAGGAGAUUGAGCUGCGCAUCUUGCUGCUGUGUGGUAGUGACCUGCUGGAGUCCUUCUGCAUCCCAGGACUCUGGAAUGAGGCAGAUAUGGAAGUGAUUGUUGGGGACUUUGGGAUCGUGGUGGUACCCCGGGAUGCAGCGGACACAGACCGAAUCAUGAAUCACUCCUCAAUACUCCGCAAAUACAAAAACAACAUCAUGAUAGUGAAGGAUGACAUCAACCAUCCCAUGUCUGUAGUCAGCUCCACCAAGAGCAGGCUGGCCCUGCAGCAUGGAGACGGCCAUGUCGUGGAUUACUUGUCCCAGCCAGUCAUCGACUACAUCCUCAAGAGUCAGCUGUACAUCAAUGCCUCAGGCUAGCAGAUACCCAGCUCUCUGCUCUACUCUCCCCUUGUCCUCUGCCAACACACUGGCCCCCUCCAGUCACUGUCAGACCCCGGUUUCUCUCCUGCCUCUCUGUUUCUCUGUCUUCAUUGUGACUGUUCUCCCCACUGGCUGACUUAACCCCCAGUGUGGCAGGCCUGCGAAGAACCGUGGCAUACCCCAUUACACAGUCAUCUUUGGACAAACUUUCCUCUAGUCUCCGGGUUGGGGGUGGGUAAGGGAACAGGGUGGGAGUUGGGGAAAGUGCAGCCCUUGGAGAUGUACUGGUGUCCGUAUCCCAGCAUGCUCUAGAGAGGCGGCUCUGGGGCCCAUCUUCCCAGCAUGCUCUGGGAACGUGGCUCAGGCUCUAGCCUUCCCAGCAUGCCCUUUACCACAAAGGGCUAGGUUUUUUUUUUUUUUUUUCUUUUUCUUUGUCCAUUUCUUGUAGAACUUGGAUGAAAUCCGUGUGUGUGUGUGUGUGUGUGUGUGUGUGUGUGUGUGUGUGUGUGUGUGAGUGCGUUUGUUUGUAGUCUUGAUGCUCUCCUGUGGUUUACUACUCUUCUGAUCGGACACUAUAGCCAGUCUCAGCACUCACAGGUGUGUGAGGGCCACAUCCAGGAAAGAAGGCAGAGCCUCUCUGCUUCUCCAACACACACAUACAUACACACACGCGCAUAUGUACAUACAUACACACACAGACGCACACACAUGCACAUAUACACACACAUACACACGCGCGCCCGUGCGCCCGCGCGCACACACACUCACACACACCACCACCAGCAGCAGCAUCCCCAGACCCUUCUGGCCAAGAAUAAGACUUUCAGGUUCUGAAACCUAGUACACAAGUCUGGGAAGAGUAGGGUUUCUCAGAAUUUGAGUCCCUGGUUUCAGAUGAUGGUGGUCUUAAUGCUGUGUGUCUGACUGGGAGCAUUGUGUGGCUUCCCUGCCGACCAGGCAUUUCCAGAGAGCAAAAGCCCUUGGAGGCCAUGGUAAGGCAUGUUUCUGCUGGUGAGAGGAAUCACACAAGACGAGACCAAGUCCUGAUAUCCAUUCUUUUUUUUUUUUUUUUUUUAAACAUGCUAAGAAUCCACUUGAUGGAAAAGAUGCUUUACUAAUUGGCAUUAUUUAUUGCCCAUUUGCCUAGGGGCUAUAAGUCCAGGAUGAUUUGAGAGAAUGUAGUUUGUUACCUUGAGGGGAAUUCAUGACCCCAUCCACUCCAGCUGAGGUGCCAAGCUGCGCCCAAAGCCCUUUCUUUCUUUGCAAAGCAAGCAGCCUUGUUUUGGAGCUGGCUGUCUGUUUCCUGCAAAGCCCAGCAGUCAAUGCUCUAGGAGCUCUGUCUGACACAAGAGAGCUGUCUCCCCUGUUUCUUCCCAUUUCUCCCCAAUGGCCUCCCUUUCUCUCUACCUCUGAAGCCAGUUCAAGACUGGACAGGAUACUUGUGUCCGACCUAGAGAGCUUAUAGAAAAUGACUUUUGUGUUUUGUGUUUUCCUUUCAGCCUCUGGUUCUUGGGUUUCUGGUUGUUCAUGGGGAACAGCUCCUGAGUAUAGGUCUACAUUUUAACUUCUAACAUGAAUGUGGCCCAGGUGGGACUGAGUCAGGGAUGGUGCUCUUUGCCUUGGUUUUCCCUCCCUCCGACCUCCUCCGCUGACUUCAGGAGGAAGAAGCUGGGUCAACAGAAUCACAUCGGGCAUCUCCAGAGCUUCGGCUUUUCUUUAGGCUGUAGAUGUGAUCUCCAGAGGGAGGAGAUUAUUUCUGUAAUCCAGAGGUCCAGUGUUUGUUUAAAAGUCAUGGAAAAGGAGAGAAAAACCUGCAGGACCCAUUUGCUCCCGGGUUCUUCUUUGAAAAGAGCAGAGAGGCCGAGGAGUCAGUGUCUGGCCCAGGAUCUUCAGCGUAUCUUGGGAAGCAUGAUAAGAGGAUACUGUUUCCCAAGACAGAAGAAAACCAGGAGCUGGAUUGCCUGGGAGAAACAUGGGGUUUUGAAGGCUCUGGAGCUAAUAACAACAACGGUCCAUAAGAACAGACCCCAGAAAGGCUACUUUCCUUUUGUUCCUCUGGUUCGCUGUGUUUCUCUUCUGAACUCUAGCUGGGCUUCUUUCAGUCCACAGCCUGGGAUAAGAAACCAGCCUAGCCCAGCAGCCUCCGAGGGCAACGGGCAGCUCAGGACAGGGAAGGAAGGGGAGGUGAGCUAAGAUAGAAUCACACAGAAGGGCAUUUCUGGGAAGCAGGUGGGCAGAUGGUAUCUUGUUAAGGUGUGUUAAAAUGGGUUUCCCUUAACAAAUGGAAGUGAGUCCCCAUCACCCAGGUGGAAAUGUCCAUUCACUCUCUGUCUCUUUCUCCCUUUGUGGGUUCAAGGGUAGGGCACCCUCCCUCCCAACCCCUCUCCUCCCCAUGGGAGCACAGUGUGACUGUGACCUGCCCUGGCCAACAGCAGAAGGUUUAUAAGUGGUGCCUCAGGUGUCAUCAGGGUGACCUUUGGGUCUGUCUUUGGGGACCCAUUGUGAAAGCUAGCCUAUUACUGGCAUGGCACAGAGAUGGUAAUAAAGACACAGACUGGAAUGAUUUCAUCAUUUACUGAUG